UUACAUUAUCCUUAGGUACUUAAGACAUCUGUAGUAUAUUUAAAUUUACUCCGGACAGUUACGCAAUAAAACUUGUACAUUCUUUAUUACUGUUCCUGGCAAUGAGUUUGUUAUAGAUAUAUUUUUUCUCAAGAAAUAUUGUAUAGAAAUCGAUAAUAAAUUAACAUAUGUCAUAUUCAUUAUUUGUCAUUUAAUCAGUCUUAAAAUAUUAAGAAACAAAAUUAAUUUAUUAUUAUAAUUCGAUUGAUACAAAAGAUGUAUUUACUUAAAAGUUCAAAUUUACUACAUAAAAAAAGUUUAGAAAAUUGCAACACUGUACAAUGUAUAAAACAAGAUAUAAAAUCAAUAUAUUUGCAUCAUGUAAUGCAUAAAUGCUAUUUAAAUCGUUAAUGAUACAUUACUCGAAAGAGAUAUCAAAGCUAUACUUCCGAUCCCUCCGCGCCUGUAUAUCAUUGAGCGAACCCUUAAGGAGUAAUGACCGAAAGGGGGAAAAAGUCAAUCAUACGGCUGUACCAUGGCAUACGUGAAACGCACAUGUACGCACGAUACUAGAAUCAUUAUUUUCUGCGCUUGCGUCGCGAGAAGCGGAACGUUGCGAAACGUCCGCGUGCUUCAGUCAUCAUUACACUUUGCAAGAGACAGCAUGCGCGAUCGAUCCCAACUUCCAGACAGGAUACACAAUGCAUAUUACGACCAAGACAUACGUUAUGUUCUGCAACUGUGCCAGUGGAUUCUGAAACCGAUCGGCUUGUGGCAUCUGAUUUAUGAUCGCUCACAAUCAUCACGAAGCGAGAAGUUUCUUUCUUUUGUGCUGAUCCUCGUGUGUUUCUUUUGUCUGUGCUUCGUGAUUGUACCUGCCGGUCCGUACAUUCUAUUCCGUGAAAAAGACACGUAUACUAAGAUCAAACUUUUUGGACCGUUCGGCUUUUGUCUAACUUCCGCAAUCAAGUAUUGCUUCAUCGGAUCGCGUGUCUCGGCGAUCGGAAGAUGUGUCGAAUACGUCGAAUGUGAUUGGCAGGGUGUACGCCAUCGGGAUCACCGCAGAAUAAUGCUGAGCAACGCGAUGGUGGGUCGCAGAUUAAGUAUACUAUUUAUGAUCUUUCUUUCCACCGGCGGCUUAUCUUACUACACAGUUAUGCCAUUAAUCGCUAAGACAAACAGCAACCUUACGAUUAGACCGCUAGUUUAUCCGGGAUACGAUAUUUAUUACGAUUCUCAGGCAAGUCCCGCUUACGAGAUCACUUUUUCCAUGCAUUUUCUGGCUUGUCUGGUACAGGCAUUUGCUACGACAGCAGCGUGCAGUUUGGCCGCGAUUUUUGCGGCGCACGCGUGCGGACAGGUACAGAUAUUAAUGACACUUUUGAGUGAUCUAGUCGACGGAAAGAGGACUAAAAGCACUGUUGAAGAACGUCUAAGCUUCAUAACAAAACAUCACGUACGUGUCCUGAGAUUUACAAACGAUAUAGAAACAGUAUUGUGUGAAAUAUGCUUAAUGGAACUGGUGGCCACCACAUUGCUUAUAUGCUUGGUUCAAUACUAUUGCUUGGUGGAAUGGGCGAAUAGCGACACCAUGGCCAUCUUCACAUAUUUUAUUAUAUUGAUAUCUUUAACGUUCAAUAUUUUGAUAUUUUGUUAUAUCGGGGAACUUCUCAUGGAAAAGUUUGGCAAAAUUGGCUCAGCGGCAUAUAAAGUUAAUUGGUAUGAUUUACCCGGCCAUAAAGCUGUUGAUCUUGUUAUGAUGAUUACAAUGUCCCAUUAUCCGCCCAAACUUACGGCUGGCAAGUUCUGUGAUUUAUCCCUCAAUACUUUCAAAACUGUAAUGCAAACAUCUAUAGUGUAUUUAAAUUUACUUCGAACAGUUAUGGAAUAUAUUAGAAUUCGUCAUGAAGUUUCGAGUCCUUCGCGCUUGCACAUCAUUGAACGAGCCCUCGAACGAGUAAUGACCGGGAGAGAAAAGUCAAUCGUACCCAUGGUUGAGCUCCUUGCCGUACAUAAAACGCACAUGCACGCGAUACGAAUGGAAUCAUUAUUUCAUCGCGCUUGCGUCGCGAGAAACGGGACGUCGCGCAACGUCCGCGAGUUUCAGUCGUCGUUACACUUUACGGGCGACAGCAUGCGCGAUCGAUCCCGACUUACAGAAAGGAUGCUCGAGGUGUACAAUGUACACCAUAAGCAAGACGUACAAUAUACCAUGCAGCUGUGCCGUUGGGUCCUGAAACCGAUCGGUAUGUGGUAUCCGAUCUACGGUCAUCCGUCGCAAAACGAGAGGCUCAUCUCGAUGACAUUGAUCGUCACAUGCUUCUCCGCUCUGCUCUUCGUCCUGAUACCUUCUGGGAUAUACACUCUAUUUCGUGAGAAAGACAUCAACAUCAAAGUUAAGCUCUUCGGUCCAGUUGGCUUCUGCCUGACUAAUACGAUUAAGUAUUGUUACUUCGGUGCGCGGGCUACCGCAUUAGGAAAAUGUAUUCGACACGUCGAGGACGAUUGGCGGAUCGUGCGACAUCAAGAUCAUCGUGAGAUAAUGCUGAAGAACGCGCUAAUAGGUCGCAGGAUUACCACGCUAUGCGCGAUUUUCCUUUACACCGGCGGAUUGUCCUACCACACGAUCAUGCCGUUAUCUUCUAUACAGAAGAUCAGCGAGAACUAUACGAUCAGAAUACACACUUAUCCCGGUUACGAUCUGUUUUUCAAUCCUACAGCCAGUCCCACGUACGAGAUCGUGUUCUGCAUCCACUGCCUGUUCGCACUGAUUACGUAUAACAUCACGACGGCAGCGUGCAGUUUGGCGGCGAUCUUUGUGACACACGCGUGUGGACAAAUACAAAUACUAAUGACGUUAUUAAACGAUUUGAUCGAAGGAAAAUGGAGCAACGGUAUCACCGUACAAAAACGUCUGAGUGCACUAACGAAGCAUCAUGUGCGAGUAAUAAGAUUUUCAGCCAGUAUGGAUGAAGUGUUACGCGAAAUAUGCUUAUUGGAAAUAGUGACUUCCACCUUGACCAUAUGCUUACUCGAAUAUUAUUGUCUAACGGAAUGGGAGAACAGUGAUGCUGUGGCGAUCCUAACGUACUUUAUUCUAUUGAUUUCAUUCACAUUCAAUAUUCUGAUAUUUUGUUAUAUAGGAGAACUCCUCGUGGAACAGUAUAGUAAAAUUGGCUCUGCUGUCUAUAAAAUCAAUUGGUAUAAUUUAUCCGGAAAUAAAGCUCUAGAUCUCGUGCUAAUCAUCGCGAUGUCUCAUUAUCCACCUAAACUUACAGCUGGCAAAAUUUUCGAUUUAUGCAUUAAUACAUUUGGUGCCGUGAGUUUUUCGUACAAAUAUUAUUGUAGUCAAGACAUUAUUAAACUUGAUUAUUAGAUGGUCUUUAUACAUUUUCUUUUUUUAAUUUUUCUUUAACCUUUUUGUAAUUCUUAUUACUUUCAGGUACUUAAAACAUCAGUAGUAUAUUUAAAUUUACUUCGACAGGUUACAGAAUAGAAUUUACAUUCCAUGUAUCAUAAUCUUUAUUACUUAAAAUUUGCCAGACAGAUAUAUUUUUAUUAUAAUGGAUAUUGUACAAAAGUAUUAAUAAAAUAACGUAUGUUAUCGAUUAAAA
Messenger RNA from Monomorium pharaonis (pharaoh ant), 3593 nucleotides. RefSeq lists its product as uncharacterized. The transcript is spliced from 9 exons. The coding region runs from base 515 to 3355 and encodes 946 amino acids. Gene Ontology annotation, biological process: detection of chemical stimulus involved in sensory perception of smell; sensory perception of smell. The record is from RefSeq and is a predicted model, not a curated record. Gene Ontology annotation, molecular function: odorant binding; olfactory receptor activity. Lineage: Eukaryota; Metazoa; Arthropoda; Insecta; Hymenoptera; Formicidae. Gene Ontology annotation, cellular component: plasma membrane.